AUGCCUUUUACUGUCCUGCGUUGCCCACCUCCCUUGAACCACCGGCUUCUCCCUUGCCGUUUAUCCUUCCUCGUUUUCUCCUCCCCUCCUCCCCCCUCCUUGCAGCUCAUGCCGCCCGCCCUCCCCCCGCCCCACACCUCGCUCGCCUCGCUGCUGCCACCGCUGCCCUCGCCCUCGUGUGCCCCACCCACCCCGAGAACACGCGUUACUGCUUCAGCAGGGAACAAGCCCAGAGGGCCUGGCGCUGCAAGGGGUCAUAGCAGACAAUGUGUGCAAACGUACCCAUUCUUUGUUUCUCCUUCCUCCCCUUCUUUCUCUCCUGAAUUCCCUCCUCUGCAUGCCACACCGCUUGUGUUCCUCACGCUUCCACCCUUACGCGCCUCCACUCCCAAUGCUCCCCCAUCCCGCCACCCCCACAUACCAGACGACGACCUUCUUCGGAAGCAGGCACAGCCCUUCCUUGCAGUCAUCCCCACCAGCAGCACUACUCUCAACAGCUCCGCACCGUUUGCAGCCACUGCUACUGGCACUGCUGCAGCUUCUCCUGCCGUCGGUGCUUCCCUUGCACCUGCCAUUCAGCCUGGCACUGCCAUCACCAUCCGUCCCCCCUGGUACCACCUCCCCUUGGUACUGCCUCCCCCAUGGGGCCCCACCCACGCUGUCUUUGCCACUCACGCUGCUGCUCACACUGCUCAAGCUGCUCCCGUGAGCGGCACGCAAGGCGCUGAGGUGGCACCCGGUGGGCUGGCAGCAGGCGGCGGAGCAACACCUCACAAGGGACUACCCGUGGACAUGGGAGUGGAGGUGGCAGCAGCAUGGGGAAACAUGGGCUCGGAUGGAGGAGACGACCCGUCCUCCCCGCGCGCUGACGGCGGCGCGGCGGGCAAGCGUGCACAGGCGCACAGGGCGGCGCACUACCCGCACCGAGGGAAGGCUGCCCCGGCAAACCUGGCGUGGAAUGCGGCGGUCCUUGCGCUUGUGCUAGCUGCGGGAUGCGCGGCGGCGGUGAUCGUCGUGCUAACGUGGGGCGACGCGCUCUUCGGCUCCUCCGAGAAGCAGCGCCACCUCACGCCGCUCAACGCCCCGCGCGUGGCGGAUCUUCCCAUGUUCAAGGGCGGGUAUGCGGAGGAGAUGCUGUGGGGAACUUACCGCCCGCAACUCUACCUCGGCAUUCGCCCACGCCUGCCCCAGUCGGUGGUGGCGGGGGUGAUGUGGUGGGCGCCGAGGCAGGACGACUUUGUGGUCCGCCACACGUGUGAGCUGCACGACCCCGUCCUGCACUCCUACUCCUGGCUGCGCCAUGAUGGCCGCCGCUACGCCCGCCAGGAGGUGAAGGACGGCCCAUUCGACCUCAGCAUGGCGUUCCUCAAGUCCUUCAACGGCAGCACGGGGUACGGGGGUGACUGGGCCGUGCGCGUGGCCGUGGACCUCAACCGUGAGAGGGUGGGCGGCGCAGUCAACGCCCAGUCAAUGCCCUUCACCUUCUUCUUCUACGUGGCGGACGAGGCGGGCGCCCCGCUGCUGGCGCUGCCCUCGCCCGCCGAGGUGGCCCGCCUCGUGCUGCACCCCGCCGCUGCCACUGGGGUGGGCGGGGGAGAGGGUGCGAGUGGCAGUGCGGGGCGAGGGGGGGCGGAGGGUGACGAGGAGUGGGUGCGAGGGGGAUUUGAGGACGAGGAGGAGGAUGAGGAGGAGGAGGAGGAGGAGGCGAUGGGGGUGGGGAGAAGGUUGAGGAGUGUGGAGGGCAGUGGUUUAAGAAGGGGUGGAGCGGGACGAGGGGUUGAGAGAGGGGGAAAGAAAGGGAGGAGGCUGAUGGGCGAGGGGGGUGGGGCGGAGGAGGCGGAGGGGCGAGGGGGGCAGCGGGCAGUGGUGGUGGCGGGGGGGGUGUCGGAUGUGUUUGGGCGGUGGGAGCUGAAUGCCGUCACACAGGUAUGCCACCUGUGCACGCUGGCAGGUAUGCCACCUGUGCGCGCCGGACAGUGUGUGUGUUGCACUCACGCUCGCCGCUGCUGCUUCUCAACCCAAACCUCUUCCCUCGCCCCCCAUGCCCCCUCCUCUCCCAUCCGCAAGCAGCAGGCGGAGGGGCCGGGGGCGACAUUUGAGGCGGUGCACACGCGGCACAUGCACAACCUGUCGGACACUGUCAAGGCCGCCCUCAUCCGCCACGUACGUGCUCUCAUGCCCGCCCUGCUGCCAUCAUCUGCAUGUGCCCACAUGCACCUGAGCAUCCCGAGCUGUCAUUCCUCCGUGGCCUCCCUCUACAACAGAGCCUCCCUCUACAACAGAGCCUCCCUCUACAACAGAGCCUCCCUCUACAACAGAGUCUCCCUCUACAACAGAGCCUCCUGCUCUACCUCCUCACACCCCCCCGUCCACCCUUGCAUACUUCCCCACACCUUCCCCCUCCGGCAGUACCAAACCACGCAGCAGCCGACACUGGGCAACAAGGCACAGCCGGGCGCCAACGUGGCCAUCAUCCAGCUGACGGUGUGGCUGCCAGCGGUGGUGGACUUUGUCUUCCUCUCCGGCCUCCCCGCUGCCUCUGCUGCGCAAUCAUCGUCACAACAAGCCACCAGGCGCCUCAACCUUCUCUCAGGCCCUGCGUUGGCGCUGCGCAUGGGAGAGGCAGACGCGGCAGUGGAGCGCCGCAUGGAAGCUUCCUUCCCUGUCGUCCCUGAGCUGGCAGAGAAGAUCCCAGGAGUGGGCAACGCGGUGAAGGCAGCGCUGAGCAACCUCAUCGGCGGCAUCGGGUACUUCCACGGCCGCUCCCGCAUCGCCAUUCCGCCCCAUCUUAAGGACCCCAGUGACCCAGCGGCCUACUGGCAGUAUUGGGCAGCGGCACUGUUCACCGCCACGCCCAGCCGGCCCAUGUUCCCUCGGGGCUUCCUCUGGGACGAGGGCUUUCAUCAGCUCGUGCUCAGGCGGUGGGACGAGCGCAUGGCGAUGGACGCGGUGGGGCACUGGCUGGACCUGCUCAAUGUGGACGGCUGGAUCCCCCGAGAACAGAUCCUGGGGGAUGAGGCGCGCAGCAAGGUACCGGAGGAGUUCAUAGAGCAGCAUGUGACCAAUGGCAACCCGCCCACGCUCUUCCUGCCUCUCACUGCUCGCAGUGCUGCCACGUGUCAUCGGCUGCCAAACGGGUCGUUUGUGCCGAAGGAGAGGGGGGGAGAGGGAGCGGGGGCAGGAGGCGGGGAGGCGGAGGGGUGUGAACGGGUGUCGUUCCUGCAUGCAUGCUUGCCGCGCCUCAAGGCGUGGUUCCGCUGGUUCAACUCCUCCCAGGCCGGGAAGCUGCCUGGAAGCUACUACUGGCGGGGGCGGGAUGCCAGCACUGUGCGCGAGCUCAACCCCAAGGCCAGUCCCACCCCGCCCUCCUUCCUGCCCUCCUUGCUGCUCUCCUUGCUGGUUAUUUUUGUUGUCAUCUCUUGUUUCCUUUCCUUAAUGCUGCACCACUCGUCAGGCUCCCUUACUGUCCCCCCGCCCUGCCGUACGUCCCUGCCGGCAUGUCGCCCCACUCCAACCCAUCCAUUCACCCCAGCCACUUCCAUCGCCUUGCCCUUUGUCCCCCUCCCUCCCCGCCCUUGUCCCCCCGGUCCUCCCCCUCCCUCCCCGCCCUUGUCCCCCCGGUCCUCCCCCUCCCUCCCCGCCCUUGUCCCCCCGGUCCUCCCCCUCCCUCCCCGCCCUUGUCCCCCCGGUCCUCCCCCUCCCCCCCUCUGGCACCAGACCUUGCAGUCGGGGCUGGACGACUACCCACGUGCGUCGCACCCGUCGGAGGACGAGCGCCAUGUGGACCUGCGCUGCUGGCUCGCCACCGCUGCUGCUGCCAUCGCCAAGAUAGGCAGCGUGGUGGGGGAGGACGUGCAGGUGAGACGAGAGGCCGUGCAGGAGUACGAGGUGACAGCCCAGCAGCUCACGGACUUCACGCGCCUCAAUGAGGUACCCCUCUCCUCGCGCUCAUGCCUCUUGCACCCACGCCCCUUGGGAUGGGGGCUGGAGGGAAGCCACGCCAGCUGGUGUAAUCAGAAGCUGGCUGCCCAACACCCUCCCCACUCUGCACCCCACUAUCUCUCCCCCACCCACACUCUUCUCGUUCCCUUCCGCCCCUCGCCCAUCCACCCUCCUUCUCUUCGUCUCCCUCACUUCUCCGUCCCAUGUUUGUGUCCCCCCCCUCCUGAUGGGCAAUCGCCCUUCCCACGGCACCAGCUGCACUGGGACGGCAGGAGGCAGCGCUACGCCGACUACGGCAACCACACCGACAAGAGGGGCGGUGCAUGGGCGCAGAGGGGCGGUGCAUGGGCGCAGAGGGGCGGUGCAUGGGCGCAGAGGGGCGGUGCAUGGGCGCAGAGGGGCGGUGCAUGGGCGCAGAGGGGCGGUGCAUGGGCGCAGAGGGGCGGUGCAUGGGCGCAGAGGGGCGGUGCAUGGGCGCAGAGGGGUGGUGAAUGGGCGCAGAGGGGCGGUGCAUGGGCGCAGAGGGGCGGUGCAAGGGCGCAGAGGGGCGGUGCAAGGGCGCAGAGGGGCGGUGUAUGGGCGCAGAGGGGUGGUGUAUGGGCGCAGAGGGGCGGUGCAUGGGCGCAGAGGGGCGGUGCAUGGGCGCAGAGGGGCGGUGCAUGGGCGCAGAGGGGCGGUGCAUGGGCGCAGAGGGGCGGUGCAUGGGCGCAGAGGGGCGGUGUAUGGGCGCAGAGGGGUGGUGUAUGGGCGCAGAGGGGCGGUGCAUGGGCGCAGAGGGGCGGUGCAUGGGCGCAGAGGGGCGGUGCAUGGGCGCAGAGGGGCGGUGCAUGGGCGCAGAGGGGCGGUGCAUGGGCGCAGAGGGGCGGUGCAUGGGCGCAGAGGGGCGGUGCAUGGGCGCAGAGGGGCGGUGCAUGGGCGCAGAGGGGCGGUGCAUGGGCGCAGAGGGGCGGUGCAUGGGCGCAGAGGGGUGGUGAAUGGGCGCAGAGGGGCGGUGCAUGGGCGCAGAGGGGCGGUGCAAGGGCGCAGAGGGGCGGUGCAAGGGCGCAGAGGGGCGGUGUAUGGGCGCAGAGGGGUGGUGUAUGGGCGCAGAGGGGCGGUGCAUGGGCGCAGAGGGGCGGUGCAUGGGCGCAGAGGGGCGGUGCAUGGGCGCAGAGGGGCGGUGCAUGGGCGCAGAGGGGCGGUGCAUGGGCGCAGAGGGGCGGUGUAUGGGCGCAGAGGGGUGGUGUAUGGGCGCAGAGGGGCGGUGCAUGGGCGCAGAGGGGCGGUGCAUGGGCGCAGAGGGGCGGUGCAUGGGCGCAGAGGGGCGGUGCAUGGGCGCAGAGGGGCGGUGCAUGGGCGCAGAGGGGCGGUGCAUGGGCGCAGAGGGGCGGUGCAUGGGCGCAGAGGGGUGGUGUAUGGGCGCAGAGGGGUGGUGCAUGGGCGCAGAGGGGUGGUGCAUGGGCGCAGAGGGGUGGUGCAUGGGCGCAGAGGGGCGGUGCAUGGGCGCAGAGGGGCGGUGCAUGGGCGCAGAGGGGCGGUGCAUGGGCGCAGAGGGGCGGUGCAUGGGCGCAGAGGGGUGGUGCAUGGGCGCAGAGGGGCGGUGCAUGGGCGCAGAGGGGUGGUGCAUGGGCGCAGAGGGGCGGUGCAUGGGCGCAGAGGGGUGGUGCAUGGGCGCAGAGGGGCGGUGCAUGGGCGCAGAGGGGCGGUGCAUGGGCGCAGAGGGGCGGUGCAUGGGCGCAGAGGGGCGGUGCAUGGGCGCAGAGGGGUGGUGCAUGGGCGCAGAGGGGUGGUGCAUGGGCGCAGAGGGGCGGUGCAUGGGCGCAGAGGGGCGGUGCAUGGGCGCAGAGGGGCGGUGCAUGGGCGCAGAGGGGUGGUGUAUGGGCGCAGAUGGGUGGUGUAUGGGCGCAGAGGGGCGGUGCAUGGGCGCAGAGGGGUGGUGUAUGGGCGCAGAGGGGUGGUGUAUGGGCGCAGAGGGGUGGUGCAUGGGCGCAGAGGGGUGGUGCACGGGCGCAGAGGGGUGCGGUUGGAGGCGGUGGAGGCGGUGGACCCCGUCACGUACAGCGUGCGACGGGAGCAGCGCCGCGUGGUCAAGGGCUCUCCCACACUGCGAUUCGUGCCACACUUUGGAUACGUCUCACUCUUCCCACUGCUGCUGCGCUUGAUUCCGCCUGUAAGCUGUUUGUUCCGUUCCGCUCCUUUUCAUUCCGUCCACCCUGCCACUCCAACCUAUUUCCCCUCCACGCCCAUUGCCCUUUUCUCGCCCGUCCUCUCGUGCUGUGUUAUCUCGGUGCCCCAUCUCUGCCUGUCCGCUCCCGUCCCCCAUGGCAUGGGCAGCACGCGAGUGAGUUGGGGCAGCAGCUGGAGGCGCUGCGCGAGGAGAAGCUGCUCUGGACGCCCUUCGGCCUGCGAUCCCUCGCCACCACCAGCAACCAUGCUCAGCUCCUUGUCUCCGCGCAACCUUCCACUGCUGCUGUGCACGUGCGCCCCUCCCCCAGCGCGCUGUACAUGCGGCGCAACACGGAGCACGACCCGCCGUACUGGCGGGGGCCCGUGUGGAUCAACAUCAACUACCUUGCACUCUCCGCCCUGCGCUUCUACUCCACCCGUACGCCCUCACCCCCCGGGGUGGGCCACCACCUCCCUUGA
Closterium sp. NIES-65 is the source of this 6567-nucleotide messenger RNA. The record is from the annotation of a GenBank genome assembly. NCBI's taxonomy places the organism in Eukaryota, Viridiplantae, Streptophyta, Zygnematophyceae, Desmidiales, Closteriaceae.